CCUCUGGUUAUGCGAUCGGAGCAGUUCUCGAACAAGACGGUAAACCCAUCGGCUUCCUCAGCCAAGUCAUUGACCCUCCUGAUGUGCGCCAAUGGCCGAAAGCUUACUCGAAGUGUCCUGCUUUUCGCGUUCCCUACAAAGCCUCAGCAAACCAACCAGGAGAAGCUCUGCAAAUCGAGUUUUGUAAUCGCCAAUUUACCUUUCGCCACGUAGAGCCUUACCUGCACAUCCGCGUUCAUGGACUGUGGCACAUCUGCGUCCCACAAUUCCCUGAGUUCCUAACUCACGUUCUGCAUUCGCAUCACGAUCAUGUCACAGCCGGCCAUCGAGGCCAGAAGAAACCCUUUGCGGCUCUCAGCAAGCACCACUACUGGCCUGGAAUGCGUGCCUACACCACCGCUUAUGUUGAGUCAUGUACCCACUGUCGCGCUUCAAAGUCCAUUAACCAGAAGCCUGCAGGCCUUCUUCAACAGCUGCUUAUCCCUUCUCGUCGGUGGGCACACGUGAGCCUCGAUUUCGUCACAGAUCUUCCCCUUACAACGACAGGGCACGACUCGAUCCUUGUCAUGGUCGACUCCCUUAGCAAGAUGGCGCAUUUCGUUCCCGCAAAGAAGUCAUUCACAGCAGCAGACACCGUGGAGAUUCUCUCAGACCGUCUUGUAUCACGGUUUUCCAGAGGCGCGUUAGCUCCUACACUCACUCCUCCGAUGACUAAGCUAUUCCGGCAGCUCUGCGACAGGGCACAGAGUCACAUCUUGAAGGCAAAAUGGCAGCAGAAGUACUACGCGGACACAAAUCGUCGAGCAGUGGAGUAUGGGGUGGGAGACAAGGUCUGGCUCAGCAGCAAGCACCUACCGCCUUUCCACAGCUGCCCUAAGUUCGAGCCACGCUACCGUGGACCCUUCGAAGUCAUCGAACGCAUAGGAUCCGUCGCUUACCGUCUCGCUCUGCAUCCCACGUAUGAAUGCCAUGACGUUUUCCACGUUUCGCAGCUAGUUCCUGACCGCCCCCGCCCUCCCGCUUUGGUUUCUUCGGCAGCUGAUGCGGCCUGGCCUCCUAUCCACGAUGCAGCAGGCAAUCUCACAGCGGAAUACAAAGUCGACUAUAUUAUGGACCAACGCAGCUCAGGAGAUGCAGCCCAGUACCUCGUGAAGUGGCGCGGGGCCCCUGAAGAGCAAGCCACAUGGGAGCCAGCUCAUCACCUUACUGGCUGUCCGGCUUUGCUUCGCGCUUGGUGCCCCCGCCAACGAAGACGCCUUCAGGCUCGAAGCAACUUGGGUCCUUCCGAAGCGUAG
Messenger RNA from Eimeria necatrix, 1295 nucleotides. RefSeq names its product H0207B04.5 protein, related. NCBI's taxonomy places the organism in Eukaryota, Apicomplexa, Conoidasida, Eucoccidiorida, Eimeriidae. The record is from RefSeq and is a predicted model, not a curated record. Gene Ontology annotation, molecular function: nucleic acid binding. The annotation marks the transcript as partial. The transcript has 2 exons.